CUUGGCGCGCACUGAUGACGCAAGAUUCCUCAAUGUCUUCUGAAAACACUGGACGUUUUACUGGCAGCAGAAACAGCUCAGCCAUGAACUGGAACAAAGGUGGUCCAGGUGUGAAGCGAGGGUUUGGGUUUGGAGGAUUUUCCCUUGCCGGGAAAAAAGAUGAACCUAGCCCUCCUCCGAAAUCUCAAACAAAUUUUGCACCCCCAGGAUCAAGCGGAUAUGGGAAAAGCCAGCAGCUCCCAUCCUUCUACAAAAUAGGGACAAAAAGAGCAAAUUUUGAUGAGGAAAAUGCGUAUUUUGAGGACGAUGAAGAGGAGUCCAGCAACAAUGUGGAUUUGCCGUACAUCCCAGCGGAGAACUCGCCCACACGGCUGCAGAUGCAGACAGGUGGCGGCUCAGACAGUGAAGAUGACCCACUGGAUGCCUUUAUGGCAGAGGUUGAGAGCCAAGCAGCUAAGGACAUGAGGAAACUAGAGGAAAAAGAAAAGGAGAAGAAGUCAGCAAAGGGUAUACGUGAUGACAUUGAAGAAGAAGAUGAACAAGAAGCCUACUUCCGCUACAUGGCAGAGAACCCCACAGCCGGGCUGACCCUAGAGGACGAGGAUGAAAACAUUGACUAUGACAGUGAUGGGAACCCAAUAGCCCCUACCACUAAGAAAAUUAUCCUGCCGCUUCCUCCCAUUGACCACUCUGAGAUUGAUUACCCACCCUUUGAGAAAAACUUCUACAAUGAGCAUGAAGAGCUCAGUUGCCUGGAUGCAACUCAAGUGUUCGACUUAAGGCACAAAUUGAACCUAAGGGUAUCUGGUGCUGUCCCUCCAAAACCUUGCACGAGCUUUGCCCACUUCAGCUUUGAUGAGCAGCUGAUGCACCAAAUCCGCAAGUCUGAGUAUACUCAGCCCACGCCCAUUCAGUGCCAAGGUUUGCCCAUAGCUCUUUCUGGACGAGACAUGAUAGGAAUUGCAAAAACUGGCAGUGGUAAGACUGCUGCUUUUAUCUGGCCCAUGCUUGUUCACAUCAUGGAUCAAAAGGAACUGGAGGCAGGGGAAGGGCCCAUCGCCAUCAUUGUGUGUCCCACCAGAGAGCUUUGUCAGCAGAUUCAUGCAGAAUGCAAGCGUUUUGGGAAAGCCUACUCUCUGCGUUCUGUGGCGGUUUAUGGAGGAGGCAGCAUGUGGGAGCAGGCCAAAGCUCUGCAGGAGGGAGCAGAGAUUGUCGUGUGCACUCCGGGUCGUCUGAUUGACCACGUUAAGAAGAAGGCCACGUCCCUGCAGAGAGUGUCAUACAUGGUGUUUGAUGAGGCAGAUCGCAUGUUUGAUAUGGGCUUUGAAUAUCAGGUUAGAUCCGUUGCUAGCCAUGUCCGUCCAGACAGACAGACCCUUUUGUUUAGCGCUACUUUCCGAAAGAAGAUAGAGAGGCUGGCCAGAGACAUCUUGGUAGAUCCUAUUCGAGUGGUGCAGGGAGACAUCGGAGAGGCAAAUGAGGAUGUCACUCAGAUCGUGGAGAUGUUGCGCACCGCGGCGGAUAAAUGGGACUGGCUGACCCGGCGGCUGGUGGAGUUCACCUCCUCCGGCUCGGUCCUUAUCUUCGUCACCAAGAAGGCAAACUGUGACGAACUGGCCGCUAACCUGACCCAGGAGGGCCACAGCCUGGGCCUCCUGCACGGAGACAUGGACCAGAGUGAGAGGAACAAAGUCAUCAGCGACUUCAAGAAACAGAAUUUGCCCGUCCUAGUUGCCACUGACGUAGCUGCUCGUGGUCUGGACAUCCCGUCCAUUCGCACCGUGGUGAACUACGACGUGGCACGAGACAUCGACACACACACACACAGGAUUGGUCGUACUGGUCGUGCUGGAGAGAAAGGUGUUGCUUACACUCUCCUCACGAACAAAGACACCACAUUUGCUGGUGACCUCGUGAGAAAUCUGGAGGGAGCUAAUCAAGCUGUUUCCAAAGAACUGAUGGAUUUAGCCAUGCAGAAUCCCUGGUUUAGGAAGUCCCGAUUCAAGAGUGGUAAAGGGAAGAAGCUGAAUAUUGGCGGAGGUGGUCUUGGUUACAGAGAGAGACCAGGCCUUGGGGCUGAAAGUUCUGAACGCAAAAUGUUGUGUAGCAGUAGCUUUGAAAGCUACAGCAAACCAGCAACUGGGGCAAUGGGAGACCGCAUGACUGCGAUGAAAUCAGCCUUCCAGUCUCAGUACAAGAGUCACUUUGUUGCUGCGUCCAGCGGCCCCCCAAAGCUCAGCACUAAGUCUAACAGCACGUCAGGCUGGACCAGCGCCGGCAGCCUGAGCUCUGUGCCCACAGAGUCUGCCAACGGCUCUGAGUGGUCCCAGGGCGCUGCCAUGUCCAUGCCUGGCUUCACUAGCGCUGGCUCUCUGAGCUCUGUGCCGGCCAGUCAACCCAGUCCACAACACAACUUCCCCCCGCCUGCCCCUCCCCCGCAGAGAGACACCCAGCGGGACAGACACGGGGAGAACCGGGGACGCCACGACAGUCAUCACCCCCACAGCGAGAGGAGUGACCGAUACAGUGGAGAAGAACGCUAUGGAGACCGGGAUCGUCGUGGUGGAGAUGGAGACCGCGAUCGCCACGGAGACGGAGACCGUGAUCGCCACGGAGACAGAGAUCGUGAACGCCACGGGGACCGGGAACGCGGCAGCAGCAGCAGCAGCGGCGGCAGCGGCGGCAGCGGCAGCAGCAGCACCCGCCCACAGGCAGUGAGUCGGCAACGGAGAUGGAACGCAGGAGGGAAAGAGGAGGAUCGGAGGACGGCCCGAGAGACGGGGGAGCACAAAUGGAGACAGUCAUUUCAAGAUAUGUAUGAGUGA
Messenger RNA from Notothenia coriiceps (black rockcod), 2825 nucleotides. It is a transcript of the gene ddx42, whose product is annotated as DEAD (Asp-Glu-Ala-Asp) box helicase 42. Gene Ontology annotation, molecular function: ATP binding; nucleic acid binding; RNA helicase activity. The coding region runs from base 15 to 2825 and encodes 936 amino acids. The transcript is spliced from 19 exons. The record is from RefSeq and is a predicted model, not a curated record. Lineage: Eukaryota; Metazoa; Chordata; Actinopteri; Perciformes; Nototheniidae.